GCUCGGACGGUGAGCCAGCUCGUGCUUGCGAAGCUACUCGCAGGCGAGCCCAGCCCGCGGCUCCCCUCUUUAUUUUUUAUUUCAGAGCACGACUCCAGGGACGCCAUGGACGCGGCCCCGGAACAGCCCAAAGAUUCACCUGAGGCCGAACAACCUGGGCCGAGCCCGGGCCAGGGAGGACGACAGCCGAGCCUCAAGGUUUUGGCGAUUAUGUUCUGCGUGGUCCUGGGCCUGGCACUGGCGUUCGCCCUGGGAAGCCGCACUUCGUCUUCGCCGCACGAAGGCGAAGGCGGCGUCAAGUCACCGCCGCCGCCGACAUCCGCUGUCGUCCGCCAGCCUCACGACACCGCUGCCCCAGUAAAAUCGGAGCAGCACGCGGAACCUGCGAAAAGUCAAGUGGCAAAACAAGUCGCCGGAGACGGGGCGUACCGGACAGCGUAUGUAAACGUUUCCGUGGACCACGUGGCAAUUGGACACGCUCCUGCUGCCGACGUUGCCAAGCCCGCAGGCCCUGCUGAAGGAACUCCCGGCCAAGGCGUUGCUGCCGGCCCGCUGUUCUGCGUGGUGUCGAACAGUGCCACGCACGCGGCCCAGUUCCCACGUGACGUGUGCACGCACCUAAUUUACUCGGACGUCCACUACCUGGUCGACGAGGGAAAGUUCGUGCCUGUCAACGACCAGACGUUCUCGGCGCUGUUGCUGCUGACGAGCACCACCCCGCAGCUAAAGAUCUUGGUCAGCGUCGGGGGCCCCACCCUUGACGAUAUGGAGCGCUCGCCACCGCUCCUCACUCGCUUCGCCAGAAACGCCGCGGGUUGGCUGACGUCUCGCAGCCUGACGGGCCUGGCCUUCAUCGAGUACGCGGCCUCAACGACCCGCAUCGUGGAGUACGCCGUUCCCCUGCAGUACCUGCAUGACAAGCUGUCUGAUAUGGGCCAGAAGAUCGUGUUUGGCGUUCUCAUCGAGGACUGGAGCGGACCCCUACAAUCAGUCGCCACCCAUCUGACCAGCAUUGCCGAGCACGUGGACUACAUGUUCCUGCAGACGCACUUCGAGAAAGAGGGCGAGAAGUGCCGCGUGGCCCUGCCCUCCGUGUACGCCGCAACCAGCAACAGGACGGGCACCAUCCCCAUCUCUGUCGUCAUGAACUGGAUAGAGGCCGUGCAAGGAAAUAGCGGCAAGCAGGCCACCAUGUGCUUCUCCGUCAGCAUGGCGGCCUUGCUCUACCGCUCUCACAAGGACUACAGUGCUCCAUGCGAUGACGUCAGUUCCAUCAACUACAUGCAGAUCUGCGAGCAGGCACCGUGGCCUGCAGUAGUCGGCAGCACGGGCCAGGCUUCGUUGGCGUACAUGGGAUCACAGGGCGAGCAGAUUGAGAGUCACGAGACGGCUGACCUGCUCGCCGUCAAGGUGUCCCGCGCCGUGUUGCAUCUACCCGGCGUGUGUGUGGCCGCGUUCGACGUGGACCGCGACGACUACGAGGGAGUGUGCGGCGAGCCGUUUGCACGCCUGCGCGCCGUCCGCCAGGCACAACACGCUGAUAAAUCUAGAGCUGGACAAGGGCGUUCUUUGCCCGAAGAGAAAGUGGGGGACGAAGAAGAAGGUGAAACUGCCAAGCGAUGCAUGCCACGUGGAAAAGAGCACGAGCGCCCGCUGGUGUGCGUGCUCUCUGAACGGACGGAGCAUGCGCGGACAGUCACGACCAGCUACUGCACGCAUGUGGUCUUCUCGUUGCGGCAGUUCGGAAACACUGACCUUAAUGUUCUUCCUAACGGUUACCUGGCCCAGCUACAGGAGAGCGGCGUACGAGUGCUGGUGGCGGUACAUGAGCGACUGCUGCAACUGACCUCGCUACGCGAAAGCGCCGAAGAUACCGCGCGGCAGCUGCGAGACCGCAACCUGGACGGCCUGGCGCUACUCUACGUUAGUCGUUCCACCCGGCAGUUGCCUUCGCUGGAGCGCAAAAUGAAGGAACUGCACGACGUGUACCAGAACAGUGGCUUGUGUGUGCUGCUCAGCCUUCAGAUUGUGGACUACGAUAAGCCGGCAGCUUAUACAGGUGCCCUGCUGAACAAUCUGAACAAGUACGUCGAUUUCCUUGUGGUGAACACACACUACAGUGGAGACUAUGGCCCUUGCCGUGCCACACCUGCAUCAACCUUUAACCAUCCAUUGACCACAUGUAUACCACAGGUGCCGGUGAACCUCGCACUAGAGUGGAUGCACAAUGUCACUGGAGGGUCUUCGUACAUCUGCUUCUCUGUGGACAUGCGGGCUUUUGCCUACCACAUGUACGGACCCAUGGUUAUGGAUCAAGCGUGUUACAGUGAGGAACAUCUGCAUUAUGAGCAGGUUUGUAGCAAAGAGGAAUGGAUAUACAAGCAGGAUGAUUACACUAUGACCAGUCUUGGCCAGCUGAGCAACAUUCUUCAUUCCUUUGAGACACCUUCAAGCCUCAUGAGCAAGGUCGUUGCUGCUUCACUGAGUGUUCCGGCUAUUUGUGUGGCUGCUUUCAACUAUGACUAUGAAGAUUCCUCAGGACGCUGCCAUGGGGCACCUUAUGCACGUAUGAAGGCUUUAAGGCAGUGGCUAGAUGACAGCAAAACUGCAAAGAAAGGCAUGGCAGGAAUUCAAAAAGGUUUUGCCGAGUCUUCCGAGACAGAAGGCGGCACAACAACAAGCAGCAGCCUUGAAGACUACCCUUCUGAACGACCAUUGGUGUGUGUGAUCUCCAAGAAUGUUGAGCACGAAGCUGCUGUUCCCCAGGGAUACUGCACGCAUCUCGUCUUCUCUGGCGCACUUUUCAACCAAGCUACACAGACCAUUGUUGUUCCAAGAGGAACAUGGCGCUGGAGGCAGCUACGCCGUGACAUGGCACUCUUUCUUGGUUUCGAUGAUAACAGCCUAAUUAGAUACCUGAUCAAGUAUGGCUCCAAAGCGGGCCUGGCCUUUGGCACGCUGGCAGCAGAAGUGCUGAGAGAGCAGAGUUUCAAUGGACUUGCUUUACUGAAUGUGAACAGAACAUCUCAGAGCAUAGCGAAAUUGUCAGACGGCCUCGCAGUGAUUCAUGAGUUAUUUGGCAAUGACCUGCAAGUCGUGGUUAGCCUGGAUAUUGUUGACGUUGCUGCACCUCCAACCCUGAUGGCAGUUCGUCUUCAUGACAUCUUCAGGUUCAGUCAUUUGGUGGUAUUCCAGACCCACUACAGGCAAUCACUUGGGUAUUGUGAAGUGGCAUUGACAUCCACGUUUGACAUACCCAACCAUUCUCCAACAGUUCCUGUGGACACUGCUCUGCGCUGGCUUGGACAUAUGGGUACUGGCAAGCAGGCGUGCUUCUCUGUGAACUUGGCCAUUAUGGAGUUCUCAGCCACAGGUGACUCGUACCUUUGCCAACAGAGGAAGGUUCUUAAUUAUGCCGAGGCUUGUGACACCGAAAACUGGGUCGAGGUGCGCCAACCUCGCGGUGCACUGUGCACUCUUCGGCAAAAGGGCAAGCUCUGGCAGGCAUAUGAAACUGAAGAUCAACUCUCUGCUAAGGUUAGCAAAGCCUUCGAUCGCAACACAGGAGCAUGUGUUGCAUUAUUUAAUGUGGACUAUGAGAACUACAACAGUGCCUGCUUCCAGAAGUUUGGCCGAAUGACUUCAGUAGUGCAGAAUUACCUGAGCUACCAGCACCAGAGACCACGACCAUUGAAACGGAGAGGACCAGUGAAGCUACCAUUUAACAGAACACAGUCAUCAAAGAACAACCAUCCAGAAUUGAUAAAGAACAAGUUUAUUCAUGAUGCUUGGUCCUUUCUUCUACAGAAAAAGCUCGAUGUACCAGGCCCAAGACUACCUCGGGGCAACCUCAUGUCCUUGCGUGUGCCCACUUCAAGUCGUCCACUGCUUUGCGUUCUUAGUGAAGAGUGGGCAAAUAUCGCUGAUGUUCCAGAAAUUUACUGCUCUCACUUUGUUAUUGAUGUGGCGCACCUGAACUUCAAAACUGGCUUGACCAAAGACCCUAUUACAUUACUAAAAGAAAAAUUUGGCAAGAGACGUCAGUAUUUGGUGAAAGUGUCUAAAAUACCCAUGCGGAAUGUCACACAGUACGCUCAGGAGCUGUCGGCAUCCAUUUCAAAGCUGCAGUUGAACGGCAUUGCAGUGCUAAACCAGCACAUAGCGUCGCCUCUUUUGUCCUUGUUUAAUGAAAGGCUCCAGCUUUUCAGGCAUUCAAUGAGGAAGGAUCUAAUCUUGGUUGUGGGUCUUGAGGUACCAGACUUUGACGAGAAGCCAAGGGAGGUUGCCAAACGACUGGUGCCACUUACUAGGACUGCUGACAUCAUCGUCUUGCAAACACACUUUAGGCGCCUCUGGAAGUUCUGCCGCACAGCUUAUCCUUCUAUUGUCCAGGAGAGCAAUAACACUUGCCAGCAGUCAGUGCCUAUGUUGAAUGCGCUAAAGUGGGCCAAGCUUGUGGAGACAAACAAACACAUGUGCCUUUCAGUCAACUUGGCCACCCUGCGGUUUCAUUAUGUCGACAUCCCAGGCUCUGAUCUUCCAUGCACCAAGUCUCGAGAAAUAGCUAAUUACUGCGAAUCUGGCACAUGGAAUGAGUCCACUGAUGCACAGUUCUCCAUGAGUGCACAUCGAUACAACGAUGGACAGUGGGAUGCAUUUGAAGAGGAGCUAUUGAUCAAAGCCAAGGUGGAAAAAAUAGAGGCUGCUCGUCCCAAGAGCUGUUGGGCUGUCUUUAACAUCGAUUAUGAUCGAGACACGGUAGCCUGCAGUGUGCACAAGGAGCGUUUUGCACGUCUCAAGUCGCUAGGCAAAGCAGCUGGCUACAGCCCUGAUUGGAAGGACAGUAAUCAGUCAGUUAAAGACAGCACAGCGAGAGGUAGGAUCGGUACUGCACCUUAUAACAGAACACAGGCAGGAGGAUCCCUCCUCUGUUUGUUCAGUGGUUCCAUCUCUGAGGGCUUGCUGCCACCAGAAGGCCUCUGCACAGCGGCCAUCUACACCAGCGUCUCAUAUGAUGAAGUCAAGAAGGCCUUGGUUGUCAAAGAUGGAGACUCUCUACAGCAUUUCUCGACCCUUACCAGGCAUCUGCGUUUGGUGGGUGCUGGAGUGGCACCAGGUGCUCUCUGGGCCAACCUGGCACGAGAUUUUGCGCUUGAGAGCACAGCCUGGCUUCGGGUGAAGGGCUUCAACACACUGGCUAUUCUGACGGACCAGUGGCCUCGCCCAGACGUGCUUAAUAUCUUCAGGGAACUGCGUAAAGUUUUCAAAAUGACGGAAGAAUUUGGCAAAGUCUCCAUCAUCCUUGGAAUACCACCGCAGCGAAAAAUUAAUGAUUUACUGUUCCUGCAGAAGGAGCCUGUGGACAUGGUGAUAUUCAUGGGCCAUCACCAGCCAGGCCGUGAGCCAUGCCAUGUCAUGCAUCCUUCCAGUUUGUCGAAAACCACAAGCACAUUAUCCAGUCUGGUUGAAACCACGCAGGUCAUAAAGACCCUUUCCAGCAAGUUGAACGUCACCACAUCAAUUUGCGUCUCUGUGAACCUGGCUGUGUUGACGUUUACUCUUGGAAGUACAGCGAAGUUCAAGCUGGGCACUCGGUGCUUGCAGGAGACUGUUAGCAGUUAUGCUGAGGUCUGCCCAUCACACAGUGGUCCAGACAUAUUCUACGAUAGUGCUCUAUCCUGUUACAAGCAAAACUCAACACAUGUGCAGACAUUUGAAAAUGAAGGCACAUUGGAGAUGAAGGUUGAGUUCCUCAAGAAGCAUGUACCCACUCCUUGUGUGGCAGCCUUCCACGCCGAGUACGAAGACACAGAAGUAGUUUGCCCAAACAGAGUGGCCUUUUCACGUAUUGCUGCCCUUCGGGAGAGUUUAGAUGCACCACUGGGUCGUGAAAGCUCCAAUAGGACUCAAUCCCCAAACACAAGCAUGCCUGCGGUUCCAGGCCCAUCAGAAACUCUGCUCUGUGUGUUCUCCGAACGUAUUGUGGAGCCGAGUUCUCUGCCAUAUGGACUGUGCACCCACAUUAUCUACACAGGCCUAAAUUACGUACCUGGAAACAAGCAAAUCAUUCCUCUUGAUGAGUUUGCCUUCACGAGUUUCCUGAAACUAAGGAAACAUGCACGACUCCUGGCUGCAGUUCCAUUUGACACAGUAUCAGACCUGACAAAUACUUCAGACGUAGAGUCUUUCUCGAAUGUCAUCUCUUCGUGGUUGAUGAAAAAUGAUCUCAUGGGUCUUGCUUUGUUUUCAACUCUCAACACAAAUUUUGAGCAAGUGUACACUGUCACCAAGGUGCUUCGCUGGCAGUUCAUGAACUUGAAGUUGAAGCAUCUGCAACUCAUCUUUGGGGCCCCCAUUCAUGUCAUUACCCCAACACUCAUCCGUAUUGCAGAUAUUGUGAACUAUCUUGUGUUCAUUCAUCAUGAUCCAGUACACCAGUCUUGUCGUCUGGAGACAAUGCUGACAAAGCAACUUGGAAAACGUGAACUGGUGGAGACCAUAAAUCUGGCAAAGAAAAUGACACUGGAGGUGCCAUCGGCCACAUUAUGCUUGUCACUCAGCCUGGCAGUAGUGAAUACGCCAAUGACACCAGGAGGCCAGCAGGAAUUAGUUCCAUGUGGCAACAAGACGCUCUCUACUUACGACAAGGUGUGCUCCAUGAACCAAGCAGCUACAAUUGUGGGGAAAGAUUUUGCUGGCAUGUAUCAACAAAGUGACAGUGCAACACUGUACUUCGAAAAUGAAGAAUCUCUUCUUGAAAAGGUCCAUGCUGCUAAGAAACUUUACCCUCUGAAAUGUGUUGCAACUUUCUACACCGACUAUGAAGAUGUGAAGGGAGUUUGCAAAACAAAGACACCAUUUUCUCGGCUUAAACAAAUUUCAAGGGCAUUGGGUUACCAUGAGACAAGGAAAGAACCAGUUCCUGCGGUGGAAGCUAGAAAUGGAACAUCGAAUGCGUCUCGGUCACUUGUUUGUGUAAUCACUGACAACUACCCAGACUUCGACAAAUUUCCAGUGGAGUACUGUGAUUACCUAUUAUAUGUUGACCCCAAUGUGAGGAUCAGGAAGAAUUCUUUCCGUGACUUCAUGGGUGGCACAUUUGAAACAUUCUUGCGCUAUCAGUCACGACCCAACCUGCAGGCAGUUAUCGGAUUUCUGGUGAACAACGAUACCUGGAAACUUCUGCUCUCAGACAGCGUAAGCUAUGCUGUGAACUUGGGUGCCUGGCUGCAAGAGAAAGGAUUGGGCAGUUUGGCAUUUGUGAUGCCAGAUGUAACAGAUGCCAUCGCAGAACAUCUGCUUGUCUUCGCAAAUCUGUUUAAGAAGAAUUAUCCUGAUCUGAAGCUCGUGCUUGCUUCUCCCGUGACUGAAAAACCUACUGCUUUGCUUCCAUUUGUUGAGGUUGUGGACAUGCUGAUAUUCUUGACACACCGCAAGUCACCAGAAUCUCCAUGCAGAAUAACACUGCCAUCCACGAGAUCAAUCCUUCAGGAUGAGAAUAAUGACUUGGCAGCAUCGGCUCUUUUCAUGCAAGCCUUUGGGGACAAGAAACAUCAGCCAAUGAUGUGUUUCUCACUUAACUUUGCAACGCUGAAGUUUGUUGUGAAAGACAACAGAACUGAAUUCGGUGCUCCAUGUGAAAAAGAAACCUGGGUCAACUACUAUGAGACAUGUCCUCGCUCUGGAAUCUUUGAAGGCUUCUUCACUGGAUUCAAGACCAUGGUGCAGUUUUCAGACAAGACAGUUUGGACAUACGAGGACGAACACACAGUGUCCUGGAAACUGCUGUCCUAUCUGCAGUCCAACCCAAUGACAUGCGUAGCCGCUUUCAACCUUGACUAUGAAGACCGAAGAGGCGUUUGUCGGCAGCCUUACUCCAGGCUUGCCAGGCUCAGCAAUGCUCUUGACAAACUCCACACUGAAGAGUCAUACAAAGCAUCACAAUUCAAGGACACGCUUGUCAAGCCAGCUACUUCUGAAAUUUCGACCAAGCCUGGUGAUUUUACAGCCAAAAGUGAACUUGCCACAACUACAGCCAUUCCCAACAAGGAAUCUGCAGCCAGUUUAAAUCACACGGUUGUGAUAAACCCUGCUGACCGAGGACAUGUUGGAAUCCCAAAUACAAGUGGUUCGUUGGUCUGCAUCCUAUCAACUGCCCCAGAAGGAUUCCCAUACGACCUGUGCACGCACCUAAUCUUUAAAGACAUCUCGUACGACUCAAACAAGAAUGUUAUCAAGGCUAUAAAAGCGACUGAGCUCCUGGCAUUCUUACGCGUGGCAAGGAAGUCAUCAGCCACCACGGCCAUCUUGGUAAAUGCAGCAGAAAGUGGCCUUAUGGAGCCCUUACAUGUGAAUGUCGUUAAGAGAUUCGCACAGAGAUUGAGCAUGUGGCUUCGUGAACGGGCAGUACAUGGUGCAGCCCUAUUUUCAUCCCUUUAUGCUGACAUCAAAGCCUAUGAUUAUGUUGUGCUGACAGUUUGGCGUCAUUUUCAAGCUCGGGCUUCUUUGAGACUCAAGCUUAUAGCUGGAAUCUACUUUGAGCACUUCAAGUCUGCUUCAUCCUUACAGUCAUUGAGCAGGAACUCUGACCUGCUCCUCUUGCUCACGCAUCGGAUUGCUGAGCCUGAUACAUGCAAUGUUGAAUACCCUUUGCUUUUCUACUUCACAAGGAAUGAUUACAAGUUCAUGAAAUCAGUGUGUGACAAAGCACGUUGCUCAGUCUGCCUUUCGUUGAACCUUGCGGUCACAACAUCUGCGGUGAUCCACAACAAGUUCCGGUUUGGUGAUGUGUGCAGACAACACAGCAUCGAAGGAUAUGACCAGACUUGUCUAGCCUCAGGUCAUGUGGAGAGAGAUCUCGACUGGGACAUGGCGCUGAGGAAGAAUGCCAGUCAUUUGCAGGCCUUUGAAGAUGACACCAGCCUUACCCGCAGGGUUACAUCAUUUUUCGAUGUACAUCCAACAAGCUGUGUCGCUGCUUUUCAAGCUGACCUUGAAGACCUCUCUGGUAAAUGCCCAGGUCAGCCAAAAUAUUCAAGGCUUCUUACACUAGCAAAACUGGUUGGAAGGGACACAGAAACACUGCUGGGGAAAACAGAUUCAAGAGAGCGCAGUGGGGGCAAGAAGCUCACACUAGAAAAAAGGCCUUUCAUUUGUGUCAUCAGAAAGCAACACAUUUCUACUCAAUUUCCGAAAAGCCUUUGCACACAUCUGGUGUACUUGAGUGUUACCUAUGACAUGUACAAGAAGAAGCUCUAUGAAGGCAAGUGGCAUGAAUGCUCUCAGCAUGAAUGUGGACGUUUUUUUUUUUUUUUUUAACACCGGAGCUGUUAUACGCUAGUUUCCAGCAGAUCGCUGUGUGCGUAGGUUGAGCGCGUAGACCAAGAAUGCCAUAGCCUCAAUACAAAGCAAAAGUGUGUCGCCGGUGUGCCCGAGCUGCGUUUAAUAGCCAAUGGCUGUGUCUCUUUGGCUGGUGACGUCAUGCACUGCAUAGGCACGUUAUCUCAGUUGUGUUCCGGCAGUGUAAGGGGUAGACCGCCUAUUGUGCGGACCGAGAAAGAACAGCAUGCCUACGAAGAACGACAGCAUGAGCAGAAGUGGGAAUGGGCGCAAAGGUGGCGGGAGGCUGCUAACACCUCCCGCCGCCUUCGCGCCCAUUCCCGCUCAAGCAUCAUUACAGAACCCAUGGCCAUCUACCAUAGCGACCACAAAGCUAUAGUCACCUUAGUGGCAAAAUAAUAAAGACAGUAGAAAAUGACAAUUCAUGUGGUAUGUGUCUUUAUUUAAAUCAAUAUAGUUUAUCACCAUAUAUAUAGCUCCGCUGGUCAUCCACCUUCACAGAAUGGAAUGGCACUGA
Messenger RNA from Dermacentor silvarum, 9856 nucleotides. RefSeq lists its product as uncharacterized. The transcript has 79 exons. NCBI's taxonomy places the organism in Eukaryota, Metazoa, Arthropoda, Arachnida, Ixodida, Ixodidae. Gene Ontology annotation, biological process: chitin catabolic process. Gene Ontology annotation, molecular function: chitinase activity; chitin binding. The record is from RefSeq and is a predicted model, not a curated record. The coding region runs from base 106 to 9318 and encodes 3070 amino acids. Gene Ontology annotation, cellular component: extracellular region.